Molecule: messenger RNA, 3127 nt
Organism: Leptidea sinapis
Lineage: Eukaryota; Metazoa; Arthropoda; Insecta; Lepidoptera; Pieridae
Product: NHL repeat-containing protein 2
Exons: 12
Coding region: 19-2301 (760 amino acids)
Source: RefSeq, a predicted model, not a curated record
GAUGCGCAAUAUGCAGAAAUGGAAGCAAGUCCUUUGGAUUACGUUGCCCAAGCAUGUGCAGAUUUAUCCGCAGCUAUUUCAGACAUUGAUAACGAUAAUGAAAGAAAUUCCUUAAUAACUAGUCACAUCAGAAAAGUUUGGUCAACUGUUCCAGCAGUGGCUGACUUCGAAAAGCAAUUGGAAUGGGUGAAUGUUCCCGAACCCUUAUCUCUUCAGCAAUGUGCAUCUAAAAUUGUGCUUUUGGAUUUUUGGACCUAUUGCUGCAUUAAUUGUUACCAUGUUUUACCUGACUUGGCGUUUUUGGAAACAUUGUUUAAAGUUGAAGAUGGUCUUGUUGUUAUUGGAGUCCAUUGUGCAAAGUUCCCCAAUGAAAAAGAUACAGAAAAUAUAUUGGCUGCAGUAAAGAGAUAUGGAAUUCAUCAUCCGGUAGUAAAUGACAGUAAUAGCACUAUGUGGGACACAUUGGGCAUCAAAUGUUGGCCUACUUUGCUUCUUCUAGGACCAGGCAAUAAACCGGUUUUUGUUCUUACGGGCGAAGGACAUAGAGAGGAACUUAUUAUGUAUACUAGAGCUCUAAUAAACCAUUUUGAAAACAAAAUAUCCCAUGCUUCAUUACCAACAGAUCCGCUGGCGCACAUCAAAGCUGAAAAAAGUGAAUUUCUUUCUUAUCCUAGCAAGUUGUGUCUUAAUCCGUUUUAUCGUGGUCGAGCCGAACAGCCGUUUCUCGCCAUCUCCGACACUGGACAUCAUCGUGUGCUACUCACAGACUGUUCUGGAAUUAUCUUGAAGAUAGUCGGGGGACCAGAACGAGGAUCGAAGAACGGAAAGUUCCACGAGGCAAGGUUUGAUUCGCCCCAAGGUCUUUGUUGGUUAUCCAGCUCAAUAUUAGUAGUGUGUGACACCAACAACCACCUCAUCCGAGCCAUCUAUCUUGAUGAAGGCAAUGUGGAUGUCCUCGCAGGGAACGGCAAGCAAUCUGAAGCGGGAGAUCAAGGUGGCAAAUGUCUAGAGCUGCAAUCAAUAUCAUCGCCGUGGGACAUCCUUUUGUACACGACAGCAGACAUGGACAUGUCGGUGAGACCCAGUCUCCCGCCGCCUCCACCGCCAAUACCGGGAUCUUCGAGCCCUGAUGUACAGGAGAUUGAUGACAAGGACGACACUGAAAAAGAUAAAAAGAAAAAGGGUGAACUACGUCGCGUGCUCAUAAUAGCGUGUGCCGGAUCUCAUCAAAUAUGGGCCGUGUUCCUUGAUAAUACCAUUUGGUGGAAGUACAAGUCGUAUGGUCAGGGUACGUGCGUGCGUAUCGCCGGUACCGGUGCGGAGGCUGCACGGAAUAGCGCGUACCCCAUCACAGCGGCGUUCGCGCAACCUUCAGGACUUACACUUCGAAACGGACCAUGUCCGGAAAUAUUCAUCGCUGAUUCAGAAAGUUCCUCGAUCAGACGACUGGCGCUUACAACCGGGCAUGUAUCUACAUUAUGUGGAGGCGACAAGAAUCCUAUGAAUUUGUUUGCGUUCGGAGAUCAAGACGACAUCGGGGUCGAUGCAAAGUUCCAACACCCUCUAGCGGUGGCUUACUGCGAACAAAAUAAAACCCUGUACGUAGCCGACACUUACAACAAUAAGAUAAAGAAAGUUGACAUCGGCCUGCAGAAGGUAACUUCACUGUAUCCAGUUAUGAUCGAGACGACCGACCUGGUGGAGUUCGCCGAGCCGUCGGGCAUGUCCGUGAGCUUGGACGGAAAAUACUUGUAUAUAGCCGACACCAACAACCACAGUAUAAAAAUAUUGAACAUAGCUAAGAACGUUUGUCAACUGUUCAGAGUUCGGAUGCCCGAAGCGAAAUUCACAGAACCAGAUAACUUGGUGAUAUACAAGAACGAUUUGUUUGUCAAUAGAAAGAACGGGAGUCUUGUUAUCCACUUUAAUGUUAGCUUAGACAGUGCCGAGUUCAAAAACGUUAAAUUUACACCCGGCGCGCCGCAGAACUGGCAAAUUUGCAUUCGAGAUGACGAGAGCAAAGACGUAACGAGCGAACAUUUCGAGUUCAUCGGUUGCACGAAUAAGGGAACGAAGCUGCCCGGCCGAGUGGAAAUGAAACUUAAAGCGCGCACGGACAAGACGCAUUAUCGCUUCUACUUGAGUUUUCACACGUCGUUGUGCGAGAAGACAUGUUUCUAUCAUUCGUUCACCGUUCGCUCGACAAUUCUGGUUCGUGAUUCGGUGAAGAUGGUCGAGUCGUAUAAGAUUACGUGUAAGGUUAAUCCGACUACCAGUCGGCCAGAUGCUAAGCCUAAGUGAUUUAAUAUUAUUUUGUUAUCAAUCACUUAUUACGAUUUGCUUAGAUAAUUUAUACUUCUAGAUGGAGUCUCUUGCUGCUAGACCGAUGAAAAUAGGCCAGUCUUAUUUCUUUAGUGUGCGUGACAAGCUACGUCUUACACUCGCGAUUUGUAUAUUACUUUGUGUCAGUGUGCGGACAUUGCUUAAAAUAGGGGUUAACUGUUAACCCCAAUUUUUUUCUACGUUUUCGCAGCUAUCAUCUCUGUCUAGACAUAUAAAUGAUCUAACACGAAUUUAUAAUUGAUAAGGUUUUUAGUUUAAUUAAAUAAUGAAUUAUUUUUGUUCGUUAAAUGUUCUGUUUCCAUUUACAAAGUACAGGAACAAGACAAAAUUUGUGUAAAUAAACAUAAUAGUUAACUAAUAUUUUUUAUACAACUUUUGUAUAACUUCGUAUACAGUAAGUAUUGUUUGAAUUUUGAAUGGGAACCUGACGUCAUACGUCACUAAGAUGGCUGCCUGGCCCCGUCUCUUCGUGCGGGAGUAAUUAUAUUAACAACGUAUAUAUAAUAAGAUUAUUACAUGACUAAGUAUGUACAGUUUCAUACACGGACUUAUCUACGCUAUAUGAACUUCUGUGAAAAGGAUUGAAACAGUAAGCUUAUUAAUCGAUUCGAUGGUUAUUUAUUAAGUCAGUGGUUGGUUGAAUAUAUAUAAGCUAUCCAUUGCAAGGUGGAGAUAAACAAACAAGUACCUAUAGCUAAGCUGUACAAGCGUAACUAUUUCAAUUAAAUUACAAGUGUAAUAAAGUUUUAUAUAUUUAGUAAUUAAAAAGAUCUGUAUAAUAUAA